Nicotiana tabacum (common tobacco) is the source of this 597-nucleotide messenger RNA. The record is from RefSeq and is a predicted model, not a curated record. Lineage: Eukaryota; Viridiplantae; Streptophyta; Magnoliopsida; Solanales; Solanaceae.
AUGGCUAUUAUGUUUCAUUCUGAGGAUUUCUCGAAGCCAUUCUUAAGCUUUAAUUUCUCGAGAAUACAAGUGGCUAUUACCGAUCAACAAGAUGUGACUACUACCAGUGCGACUGUCGUUGUACCUCCGAGCACGGGAAUUGAUCCAAGUGAUCCUCUGUAUCUGCAUCCAUUCGAUAAUCCUGGUACGAUACUUGUGUUUGUCCCAUUCGAUGGGAUAGGGUAUAGAUCUUGGAGACGUAGUGUUCUUCGUGGGUUGUCCGUAAAGAACAAAUUAGGCUUUGUGAGUGGGGAGUGCAAGCAACCAAAUCCUCAAUCCCCAACUUAUCGACAGUGGGAACAAUGUGGCAACAUGGUAAUUUCAUGGAUUCUAAAUUCUAUUUCCAAAGAAAUUACGGACAGUGUGGAAUAUGCGAGUGAUACUUUUGAGCUAUGGAAGGAGCUGGAGGAUCGCUAUGAACAAACCAAUGGAGCUAGAUUGUAUCAAAUUCAGAAAGAAAUCAAUGAUCUCUCAGAGGGAGCCCUUGACAUCACUGACUAUUAUACUAAGCUAAAAAAACUAUGGGAAGAAAUAAAUACUCUAAACAAGAGGACUUAG